Molecule: messenger RNA, 4076 nt
Organism: Austrofundulus limnaeus
Lineage: Eukaryota; Metazoa; Chordata; Actinopteri; Cyprinodontiformes; Rivulidae
Product: testis-expressed sequence 2 protein
Biological process (GO): retinoic acid receptor signaling pathway; regulation of transcription by RNA polymerase II; cellular response to corticotropin-releasing hormone stimulus
Cellular component (GO): transcription regulator complex; nucleus
Molecular function (GO): nuclear glucocorticoid receptor binding; RNA polymerase II cis-regulatory region sequence-specific DNA binding; zinc ion binding
Source: RefSeq, a predicted model, not a curated record
AGGAAGAGGAGGAGGAAGAGGAGCUGUACACUACAUCAGUGUCCACUAGCUCAGCUGCUCUGAAAGACUCUACCAUUGUGACAGCCGUAGAAGCGAGUGAGGACAUGUUUGAAGGAGGUCCUCUGGAUUCAGCUGCUGAAUCAUCUAGACUUUCUCCCAGUUCUAGAAAUCACACUAACCGUUCUCCGACACAUGUCCCUGAGCAAAAAUCCUUUACUGUCAAUUCUUCUCCCAUAAAAUCUUUGAGCUUUACCUCCAGUGACAAAUCGUUUAAAAGUAUGGUUAAGUCUUUCACUUCUGACGUCGAGUCUCGUGAAGGAAUCCCUUCUGCUCUAGCUCCAACCAUAAAACACAGACCUCUCAUGAAAACCCUUGUCAAAUCGUUAUCGUCAGAUACGUCCCAAGACCCAUCCUCCUCUUSUGCGUCCUCCCGUCUUCCUGAAUCUCGCCUUAACCUGCAGCUCUUAAAGCAACUUGCACAAUCCAAGAUGCCAUCUGUGGCRAUGACGUCAGUGAGCGAUUCUAAAACUGCGCCGUGUUCGCCGUUGAUCUCGCCGGAUAACCGGAGCUUCUUCAAAGUCUCGGAGGUGGAAGCGCGAUUUGAAGACACCAAACGCCGUCUCACCGAGGCCAUUUCUGAGCCGCUCCAUUUUCUGGGCAAGAUCAUGGACGAAAAGAGUGGCGGGUUAGUCGGCAGCAGUAUUUACCGACCCAAAGGGCUUUCUGCCAGUGCCACUGAACUCUCCACCCUCGCCUCAAUCAGCGACCACCCGGAGAGCAGCAACAACAACAACUGCAUCAAAGAGGAGGAAGGUGACUUGGAGGCUGAAAGCCCCAACAGCUGGACCUCCGUUACAGCCGAGUCACAGAAUGACCCCUCUGUCAACACUAAGAGCUCUGCCAAGACAUCUUCACUGUCCAUGUCUGCUCUUGCAAAACAGGAGGAUGAGGAAUUCUGCAUCCUGAACAGCGAAGACUUUGAGAUUUGCACUGACACCGAGGGAUCCAAUGGACUUACUCGAACUGGUAGUCGAGCACUGCUAAGUGAUAGUUCUGACCCAAACUGUGACGAUGAAUGUGAAGACACUGAACCAGCACCAGAUAUCCCAUACUAUACUCUUGUGGUCCUUACCUUUCUGGUCUACGGAUGCUUUGUUUUACCUCUGCCAAGUUACAUUGGCGGGGUGCUGCUUGGGGUUGGGCUUGGAUUCUUUAUAGCCAUGGGUGUCGUGUGGCUGACGGGACCAAAGUGCUCCGGCAUUGAAGUCAGACAUUCCAGAAACCAGGGGAAGCCUUUGAAGCUGGAUAUUAAAGAACCAGAAAUCUACAAGGGCUGGAUGAAUGAGAUUUUGAACUACGACCCUGAGACGUACCACGCCAUGCUGACGCAGUCCGUCUUUGUCCGCUUGGAGGGUUCCACCAUUCGUUUGUCUAAACCCAACCGCAACAUCGCCCGCCGUGCCACGCACAAGGAACAAAAACCUGACGUGUCCUACGUCAGCCAGAAGAUCUAUGACCUUACCAACAGCAAAGUAUAUUUAGUGCCUCCAAAUCUGGCCAGGAAGCGAGUGUGGAACAAAAAAUACCCCAUCUGCAUUGAACUCGCCAAACAAGAUGACUUCAUGUCAAAGACAGAGGGGUCGGMGGGSAAUCAGACCACAAGUUCAAAKGACAACGAAGCACAGGAGCGACAGUCACCGUCCUCUUGCAGAAGACGCCAGACCCUCUACCUGUUUGGGAGGACUGGGAGGGACAAAGAAGACUGGUUCCAGAGGUUUCUGUCGGCCUCCAACAUCAGAGGGGAGCUAAAGAAAACUUCCGGUGGUGGAAACGGUAAAAAGGCCACGAGCUCUCACAGCCGCAGCAACAGCCGCAGCAGUCUCAAUGAGGUGCUGGCAUCUCAGCUGAAGUCCAAGGACUCUGCAGCCUCCUGCACGACAGCAGGCAGUGCCAAAAGCAAGCCUCCAUUAGACUACUCUGUCUACAUGGGCUCCAUACUGCCGAAACAGCUGGCGGUCAGCCCCACAGCUGCCAGCUCCUCUUCCAGUCUGCAGAGCAGCCCCGGGGCUGAGAAGAAGCUUCAGGGGAACACUUCAGCUCAGGUGCAGCCCCAGGGAGAGGAGGAAGYGGAGCAUGCUGUUMCCUGGGUGAACGCGGCUCUCCGUCGGCUCUUCUGGGACUUCCUGACCGAGCCCUACUGGGCUGAAGUGGUCUCAAAGAAGAUCCAGAUGAAGCUCAGCAAGAUUCGACUGCCUUACUUCAUGAAUGAAUUGACCCUGACAGAACUGGACAUGGGCUCAGACAUUCCCAGAAUCCUCAGGGCUUCUGCACCUUACGUCGACCAUCAAGGGUUUAGGACUCCGCCUCACCUGGAGCUGAAGGCCCGGCCUAAACUUGGAGAAAGAGAAGUGACUCUGGCUCAUGUUACUGACUGGAUCGAGAAAAAACUAGAACAGGAGUUCCAGAAAAUCCUGGUCAUGCCAAACAUGGAUGACGUGUGGCUGACUCUCAUGCACUCUGCCAUGGAUCCACGCUCAGCCGGAGGCCCGUUCGUCAGCCCCCCGGGGAACGCAGAGCCCUCCUAGCACAAAUCGGACGACCCGAUUCAGCCCUGGAGAUUGUUUACAGUAUUUGUUAAAACUCAUGAAGUCUCGACGGGAUCUGAGUCCUCAGGGUCUUUUACCAACACAUUCCCUCAGCGAGCUGCUUUCUUACUAAACCAGAACAGAAACUCUGAACUUUUCAGUCACAAUUUAGAGUCGACCAAGUAAAGAGAAAGUGUUGCUCGCUGCUCAGUUUAAAUCCUCAUCACAGUCCGGCGCUAACGGAACAGCAGUGAAUACUUAAGGUGAGUUGUGUUUGACUCUGAACUAAAUGCAGGAAUUUAAUCUCUGAAUAUUAGAAGUAUGUCCUAUGAACACAAAGAUGAAGCAUUCACCAGAAACCUUAUGGAGGAGGAGGUGCAGCACAUUAUAUUUACAGUAAGCUAAACAAAUAUUGGAAAUCUCAGAUACUAGUUGAUGGGUUUAAUUAACAACUUUUAAAUCAGGUAUUUUUAAACAGUGUUUGUUUUUGUAGAGAGAAUAGACUUGAACACCCAAUUCUACUGCCAAACCCACCUUUUCUUCUUAUUAUUCCAUUUUCUUAUUCUACAAUAAUCUGAUGUAAAAAAAAAAAAGUCAUUCUUCUCGUAGAUACCUUAUAAGAGCUGCAAUGUUAGAAAUGCUGACUUUAACCUGAUAUCAGACUAAAUGAAAGUGUGUGUGAUGAACAGUACGAAGCCUCCAACACUGUUGAAUGUAAAUUUGGAUGUUUUUGAUUCCAUUUGUGUCUAAUUAUUAUUUUUUUACCCAGUUGCUGUGACUGGGGUAUGCGAAUAAUUGCACAACACAAGCUUSUUUUGUUUUGUUCUCUUGACAAACACUGUCUUACUUUCCAAACCCUUUGUCUUUGUCAGUUAAUCAGUUUGCUUAUGAAGAAGCGAGUGAUGUUUGUUUAUGAUGAUGAAGAUAUUUGGAGCUAUUUUUAACAACCAAUUCUAAAUGUGACAGUUCUUUACUCAAAAAAGCCUCUCCGAGGGAAGGUACACACAACGAACAUAAUUGUGCCAAGAGAAAAAUACUUUUUAAACCAUAUUUCUCUGAACCAAAGUUCUUCAGCACCAGAACCAUCUGUGCUUAAAUCUGCACAUCUUGAACUGAUGAAGCAUCGUAGACUCAGAUUUCCAAGUGUGUGAAAAUACAUGAAUUAACCUUGUUUACAUGUCUUUAUUUUUUUUAUUAUUUUUUGGCCCCCAUUUAAUUGUUUGAAGAUGGUGAAGCACUGUAGCACAAAAUGAUUUUGGUUUGAAUUGUUGCCUUUUCCUUUAUGAAGUAUUUCUGAACGAUUGUGUAAAAGUGGGUUAUAGCUUCACUUUUUUUGUUUACUGCUUUGGUAUUACCAGAAUGAAACAUGAUUUUGGAGAAUACAUCUGUGAAUUUUUUUUUCUUAUUGAAAAUUGUGCAUAAUUUUAAGGCCAAAAUCAGUGAUUAUGUCUCUGCCUUAUUUAUACAGUAAAUAAAUCUGUUGUUGAUAUU